GGUACACAUAUCUUUUUAUUCCCCGGACACAAGACUGCGGUUUUUGCUGUCAGUUAUUUAAGUAAAAGUUAGCGAAACAGCACUAGCAAAAGCACGACCACGACCCCGUUGUACACCAAUCUGCCCUUCCAAACCAGUGCAAAAAUCGUUCCUGUUGCAAUCUUCUGCAGGAUGAACUCAACUAAAAAUCCGCUUCUACCUCCAAGCGUCAUGUUGCUAAGCGGAAGCGUUCGACGAGUAGCGCUCUAUUUUUCCCUGUUUCUGCCCACGCUUCAGUUGUCGCUGAAGGUCGUGAACAGUGAAACAACAAGGAAGAAUGCGCGACAUCGUGACCAGAUGAGGAGAAAAAUCACGCGGUCGCCUCCAUGGGAGGAAAGGGAAACUACCCAGACGCGGGACGAUGCCGAGCAAACGAGGACCACCCGAAGUGGCAGCGGGUCCUCAAGUGCUUUGCUUUUGGCGGAACAAGCGGAAGCUGCUGCGACUGCUAGUAUGCACGAGAAGAAAGUAGUAGAGCAAGAGGAGCAGCAGCACCAGCAGGGGCGCCAAAGAACUACGUCGAGUCGUGCUACACUGACGACAAAUAAAGGAACUGACGCGAAGACCAUCAAACUGCGUCCUGGUGAUACUCUAUCCAGUUACAAAACAAUCCCGAGAUUUACGAUGGCAGCCUCGGGGACAGGCUGCAGAACGAAUUGUAUGCGUUUUCCAUCGAGAACUCAGCAUUGA
Amoebophrya sp. A120 is the source of this 729-nucleotide messenger RNA. NCBI's taxonomy places the organism in Eukaryota, Dinophyceae, Syndiniales, Amoebophryaceae. The record is from the annotation of a GenBank genome assembly.